Messenger RNA from Megalops cyprinoides (Indo-Pacific tarpon), 888 nucleotides. RefSeq names its product aquaporin-1. The transcript is spliced from 4 exons. NCBI's taxonomy places the organism in Eukaryota, Metazoa, Chordata, Actinopteri, Elopiformes, Megalopidae. Bases 1 to 888 code for a protein of 295 amino acids. Gene Ontology annotation, cellular component: plasma membrane. Gene Ontology annotation, molecular function: water channel activity. The record is from RefSeq and is a predicted model, not a curated record. Gene Ontology annotation, biological process: transmembrane transport.
AUGCUGGUGCUGUCCGGGCUGGUGUUGGUGCUGAAGGAUCUGUGGACACUCUCCUUCCUCCGGGACGUCCUGUGCGAGUUCGUGGGCACUGCCCUCUUCCUCUUCGCCGGCCUGGCGUCAGUGGUGCUGUGGCCUGGGGCACCCGUACCAGGGGGCGCCGUCGGACCCACUCAAUCUUCAGCAGACACAGCCCCGGCCCUUCCGGCUGCCCCGCCCGAGUGCCACCCUGACCCCCUGCACGUUGCCCUGGCCUUCGGGGCCUCCUUGGCGCUGGUGUCAGUGUGUCUGGGGCCCGCCACCUCUGGCGGUGUCCAUCUGAACCCGGCGGUCACCUUGGCAAUGGUGGUUGGGCUGAAGGUCACCCCCUGGAGGGCCGUCCUGUACAUGGGUGCUCAGCUGCUGGGAGCCGUCUGUGCCUGCGCCCUCCUGCUGGGGGUCAUGCCUACCUCCCUCGGUGGGCAGGUGGGGUUGAAUGAGCUCGCUCCAGGGGUCUGCUCUUAUCAAGCUUUCUCAGUGGAAGCGGCCAUCACAUUUCUGCUAGUGCUCUGCGUCACAGUCACUGCCCGUCCCAAGUCUCCGUUCCAGUCGCUUGGCCCCAUCGUUGUUGGCCUGUCGGUCACUUUAGGACACCUUGUCGCAAUUGACCUCACGGGCUGUGGGAUGAACCCGGCCAGGUCCUUCGGCCCUGCGGUGAUGGCCCUGAACUUCCACAACCACUGGGUGUACUGGGCAGGGCCAUGUGUGGGGGCCGUCCUUGCGGUCUUGCUGCAUGACCUGCUGCUCCACCCUCGGUGGAGCUGCCCGGGUGACUGGCUGGCAGAGCUCCGGGAAGUCUCCCUGAAAGCCCACCACAAGCAGCCCGCCAGCCUGGAGCAUGCAGGGGAGUAA